Macrosiphum euphorbiae (potato aphid) is the source of this 438-nucleotide messenger RNA. The record is from the annotation of a GenBank genome assembly. Lineage: Eukaryota; Metazoa; Arthropoda; Insecta; Hemiptera; Aphididae.
AUGAAGUUUGUAUCUAAAGAUGUUUUAUUGAUACGAGCCGGAAAGACGUUAAUAUUUUAUGAUGUUGGUACUCAAAAAGAAGAUAUCUUAAUAGUUGGCAGUAAAUCGUCCCCUAACAGUGGUGAUGGGGAACACGAUUUACCUUUAGAAAGCAUUGGGUGUGUUGAUUGCUGUGAUAUAGAUUUAUUGGCUUUGGCUGAACAGCCACCAGUACCCAAGGUGGUCAUAUGUUUAUACCCUGAACUAAAAGUGUUAGCAACUCUUAAUGAUAACAGCUGUUCUGCAGCUUAUAAGUCCAUACUGUUUCUAAGGUUGGAAUAUUUAAUCGGCUUGAGGGAUUACCCGGCAUUCGAUUUGAUAGUGUGGGCAUGGAGGAUUGGAGAAAAACUUUUGGUCAUUGACACCGGAUUCAUUCAGCCGAAUCAGUAUCUAAAGUAA